This is a messenger RNA of Macadamia integrifolia, 3458 nucleotides long. Its product is annotated as nuclear poly(A) polymerase 4-like. The record is from RefSeq and is a predicted model, not a curated record. Gene Ontology annotation, molecular function: poly(A) RNA polymerase activity; RNA binding. The transcript is spliced from 11 exons. The coding region runs from base 709 to 3072 and encodes 787 amino acids. NCBI's taxonomy places the organism in Eukaryota, Viridiplantae, Streptophyta, Magnoliopsida, Proteales, Proteaceae. Gene Ontology annotation, cellular component: nucleus.
GACGCGAAAUAUGAUUUUUGAAAUACAGUUAUUACCAAACGCAGCCGUACACACUUGAAAAGGAAACUGGUUUUGCAAAAAUCCCCAAAACCAGUUUCCGCUUAAGAAUUUUAGAUCCAUCACGGUGAGCUCCAUCUAUUGCCGCCCGCGGCACCCCUUCCCCAACCCCCUUCUCUCUCUCUAUCUCUUUGUGUGUAGCAACACCGACUGGUAACCCGUGAAUCCGCUUUUUUCUUCUCCGGUUUUAGGGCUUCUCGGCCUUAGAUUCGUUCAUCACCUUGUCUAUUUGGGUUUCUAGAAUAUCGAUCUAUAAGCUUCUCUCUCUUUCGUUGUCCCCACUAUGCUCUUUCUUUCUAAAAAACACCCCUUUCUAUGUUUUGCGUGCCUCUCUGCCUUCUUUUAGAUUUUGGUUUCAUUACUUCUCAUUUUUUAUGAUUUUGGGGUUUUAAUUUUUUCGUAUUGCUUAAAUCCUGUGGGAGAAGCUCUUUUUGAUGGUUUUAGGGUUUGGUUCAACGAUUUCACCGUUAUUGGUGUUUCUGCCUUUUCGAUCUGAUUCAAGUACUAUCUUUUAUGUGAAACUGUUUGCUCGGGCGUCAGAUUCGAUCUCUCUCUCCCGUUUCUGAUUCUGGUUUUCUGUUCUUAGUUAAAUCUAUUACUUCCCCCUUUAUUGGUACCCUCGCUCUAGGGUUUCGUUUCUUUGCCGUUGGGAUGGCCAAUUCUGGGUCUCCGACUGGUUCCCCGUCUCCUCAAGCGGUGAAACAGUAUGGCGUGACAAAACCCAUAUCUUCUGCUGGACCUACGGAGGCGGACAUUCGGAAGAGCUUGGAAUUGGAAAAGUUCUUGGUUGAUGCUGGGCUUUACGAGAGCAGCGAAGAAGCUGCACUGAGAGAAGAGGUUCUUGGACAAAUUGAACAGAUUGUGAAAGGUUGGGUGAAGCAGCUAACUCGACAGAGAGGGUAUACUGAUCAAAUGGUUGAGGAUGCAAAUGCCGUGAUAUUUACGUUUGGGUCUUAUAGGCUUGGGGUACAUGGUCCUAGGGCCGACAUAGAUACUCUGUGUGUUGGGCCUUCCUAUGUGAAUCGAGAGGAAGAUUUCUUUAUUAUUUUGCAUGAUAUCCUGGCUGACAUGGAAGUAGUUUCUGAGCUUCAACCCGUUCCAGAUGCUCAUGUGCCUGUGAUGAAAUUCAAGUUCCGAGGAAUAUCUAUUGAUCUUCUUUAUGCUAGUAUCUCUCUUUUGGUUGUUCCAGAAGAUUUGGAUAUCUCUCAUGGAUCUGUAUUGUACAAUGUCGAUGAACAAACUGUUCGAAGCCUUAACGGAUGCCGUGUUGCAGAUCAAAUUCUUCGACUUGUUCCGAAUGUUGAGCAUUUUCGUACAACACUCAGGUGUCUAAAGUUUUGGGCCAGAAGGCGUGGUGUUUAUUCGAACGUGACUGGAUUUCUUGGUGGUGUGAAUUGGGCUCUUUUGGUUGCUCGGGUAUGCCAGCUUUAUCCUAAUGCAAAUCCAAGUAUGCUGGUUUCCCGCUUUUUCAGAGUUUAUACACAGUGGCGUUGGCCAAACCCUGUGAUGCUUUGUGCAAUUGAAGAGGAUGAACUGGGGUUUUCUGUUUGGGACCCCCGUAGAAACCCCCGUGACCGGACUCAUCUUAUGCCAAUCAUCACUCCUGCAUUUCCUUGCAUGAACUCUAGCUACAAUGUGUCGACAAGUACCCUCCGGGUGAUGAUGGAGCAGUUCCAGUUUGGUAACAAGAUCUGUGAGGAAAUUGAACUGAAUAAAGCUCAGUGGGGUGCUUUAUUUGAGCCUUAUAUUUUUUUCGAGAUAUAUAAAAACUAUCUGCAGGUUGAUAUAGUUGCAGCUGAUGCUGAUGAUUUGCUUUCUUGGAAGGGCUGGGUAGAGUCCCGGCUUAGGCAGCUUACUCUCAAGAUUGAGCGGGACACAUUUGGGAUGCUGCAGUGCCAUCCUUAUCCAAAUGAGUAUGUUGACACGUCGAAGCAGUGUUUGCAUUGUGCCUUUUUUAUGGGUUUGCAGCGGAAACAGGGUGUGAAAGUCCAGGAAGGCCAGCAAUUUGAUAUACGUGGGACUGUUGACGAGUUCAGGCAUUCAGUGAACAUGUACAUGUUUUGGAAACCAGGGAUGGAAAUCUAUGUUUCUCAUGUCCGUAGAAAGCAGAUCCCUUUGUAUGUGUUUCCUGAUGGGUACAGACGGCCCAGGCCACCAAGGCCUCCAGCUCUGCAGGCUGAUAAAUCAUCUCAAGAAGAUGAUGAGUGCAGGGAUUGCUGUGCAGAGACAACACUUAAGAGGAAGAAGGAUCCUGAAGUUUCUGAUCUGAAUGCACAUGGGAAACCAGAGAAGCGUGCUUCUAUCAGCCCUCCAAGACUCGAAUCUGUUUCUCCUUUUACCAACUGUGGGUCUGGAGGCACAUCUCAGACUGAGGGUUUAGGAGCGGGAAAUGCAGAUGGUCAUGCUGAGUCUGGGUUUACAGUUAGCAAGUUAGAAAACAAGGAAGGUGCUGGAAAUGAUGUACGGACCCACAAACCAGAGAGAGAGACUUCAACUCCCUUUGUUGGUAGUGCCCUGUUAACUGAGACGUGUCAGGAUGUCGUUCUUGAGUUUAAUGUAGGGAACCGGGCAUCAGGGAAAUUGGACAAUGCAGAGGUUGGAUCUGGCAUUGGAGCUUGUGGCAGGCUGAAUACUGCGGUCCUUACUUCUGAGGACAUCGAAUCGGUAUCUGUAACAAGUUCUUGUGAGAAUGCAGAUAUCUCUGAAGGGAGUGAUAACCUGGGGUCUUUGCAGGUUGGUGGUGCAUCUGAAGCAGAUUCAGAGACACUAUUGGAUAAUGGAAACAUAAAUGGGAGUGGAAUUUUUCAGAAUGGUUUGUCAGAAGAGUUAGAGCCUAAUGUUGCACUGGGGAUGGUCCUGAAAGCUCGUAGUGGAGCAACUUCAGAGCCUGUCCAGAAAUCAGUGAUAAGGCAUGUGUUUCCAAACCCUACAUUUUCUCUUGGGAAUGUUUGUACUCUGUUAUCUUUAUACUGUCCUGUUUGGUUGGUUGGUUUGCUUCUCUUUUUUGCAGGUUGAGCUUGACGUCAAGAGCAUGAGGACUUGAUGGUGCUGACGACUCACCUGAUGGGUAAGUAUUGAAAAUGAAAUGUCGGCUGACCUUUUGUUUUUAAAGGUGUGCUCGUGUACUGUCUAUCCUGCAGACUGGGAGCUGGUAGGGAAGCAAGUUAAGAGAAUAGCGUCUGUUCUCGACUUUGCUAGUUUUGAGUACAGUUGUAGUCAGUCUAUUACGCAUGUUGUGCAGAGGCUGUUCAACGGAUGCUCUCUUAAGUGAGGGAUUGCGUACUCUAUUUUGUUUUUGUUUUUUUCCCUUAAGAAGAAAACUGGUGUGAAGAGUCUUUUGGAUCUGGUUUUCUCAUAUGUGAUGGAUGUUGGUUGGAAUGUCAUGGUUGCUGAUUCAUAUA